Molecule: messenger RNA, 1542 nt
Organism: Talaromyces marneffei
Lineage: Eukaryota; Fungi; Ascomycota; Eurotiomycetes; Eurotiales; Trichocomaceae
Exons: 3
Coding region: 1-1542 (513 amino acids)
Biological process (GO): transmembrane transport; carbohydrate transport
Cellular component (GO): membrane
Molecular function (GO): carbohydrate:proton symporter activity
Source: RefSeq, a predicted model, not a curated record
AUGCAAGACGAUUCCAUUUCAGUUGUGCAGAAAUCAUCUCACAGCUCACCUGAUGGCGAAGAGUCCCGGUCAAGUUUGUGGACGUCCCACAUGUAUCGGUUGUAUGCCGUACUAGCAUUGGGAUAUCUUUGCAUUGUGUUUCAGGGCUACGAUGGCUCGUUGAUGCCGUCAAUAAAUGCCAUGCCUCAAUAUCAGCAGUAUUAUGGGCUAAAAUCAGCCGGCUCUUCUACCGGUCUAGUCUUUGCCAUCUACAACAUCGGCAGUCUAGGCUCUCUUCCGAUCGCCGGUCCAGUCAAUGAUCUACUAGGCAGACGAGCUGGUAUCUUCCUAGGCUGUUGUUUCAUCAUCAUUGGAACCUGUGUACAAGCACCCGCUAUUUCCAGACAAAUGUUCAUUGGCGGUCGAUUCCUGUGUGGAUUUGGCCAGGGUUUUGUUAAUGUGUCUGCGCCCCUUUUCGUGUCAGAGCUAGCUCACCCUCGCUGGCGAGGUCCCCUUUCAGGUCUUACGCAGACAAACUUCUUCAUCGGAAGUAUUAUUGCAUCAUGGGUUACGUACGGAACUGCCUUUCUUGAUGGAGAAAAAGCUUUUCGCAUUCCUAUCUGGCUUCAGCUCGUCACUACCAGUAUCGUUGCCAUAGGAAUAUGGUUCGCCCCUGAAACCCCGAGAUGGCUCAUGGCCCAAGGUCGACGUCAAGAAGCCGAAAGAGUUCUAGCUGACUUGCACGGCGAGGGAUCCACGGAGCAUUGUUGCGUUCGGUUACAACUCGCCGAAAUGGAAAGCCAAAUACGCGAGACCGGUUCAGACAAACGCUGGUGGGAUUACAGCGGCUUGUUCAAUACACGACCAGCACGUCGACGCAUGAUCUGCGUGAUUGGAAUGGCGUGGUUCGGGCAGUAUUCCGGUAAUGCUUUGGUCAGCUACUAUUUCCCCGUCAUUGUGCAACAAGCGGGAAUCGACGAUCCACACAUGCAACUCCUCUUAAAUGCUUUAAACCCUGUGAUUUCCUGGUUCAUAGCCAUUCUAGGAGCCAUGCUACUCGAUCGCGUGGGUCGCAGGCCCUUUCUCCUAGCCGGCGUCCUGGGCAUGUCAUUAUGCUUGGCCAUUGUCACUGGCUGCACAAAGCUAUCCGUCGACUAUUCCAACCGCGAUGCUAGCCAUACAGGCAUCUUCUUCAUCUACCUUUUCAGUGCCAUCUUUUCCCUAUGUAUAGUACCACUUAUCCCCUUCUACAUUGCCGAAACUCUGGCCACCGAGACCCGUGCAAAGGGCACAGCAGUUGGACAACUAUUCGGUUCCGCAGCAUCCAUUCUAGGGCAAUACACGACAGCUACAGCCAUUGGUUCAAUUGGUUAUUACUACUAUCUCGUCUUUAUAUUCUGGGACCUAGUGGAAUUCGUCAUCAUUUACUUCUUCUUUGUCGAGACGAAAGAGCGCACUCUCGAAGAGAUGACGGAGAUAUUUGAGGCACCUAACCCUGUGAAGAAGUCGCUGGAAAAGAGAUCACCUCAGACAGUGGAGCAUACGAUAUAUUAUGAGAAAUGA